UCGUCAUAGUUACGAAAUAUUUGAAGGAAUUUAGAAAAAUUGAAGAUUGACACGGACCUAGCGUUUUUUGUCUCGAAAAAAUUGAAUAUUACAAAAAUAAAUGAUGCUUGGUGAUGAAGAAAUAAAAGAAAGUAGCCUCAUGAGACCCGGCGACGAGAUUAUAAGCAUCCAUGAAGUUUGUUUAACUGAUAAAUUUUAUAAAAAAGAUUUGGGAUUUGGGAAUGAAGCACUUUUUACCACUUCUUCUAAGAACGAAUUGGAGGUACCUCGUUUCCUUCGCGAUGGCUUCUAUCCUGAGGGUUCAGAGCAGCAGGCAAGGUUCGCAUGGACGGAGGAAGAUGGGAACAUCGCUGCUCUCGUCUCCGAGCCGGGAUUCGGGACUACAGGACAGACGACAUUCGGCAAAGAUCUGGAUGUGCAGUUGAAGACUGAUAUGAAGAAAAGUACGAGCUCUGUGUUCGAGUCGUCAUUGAGUAAGAAAGUACAUGCAGAGUCAUCAAUAGUUUCCUCUACUUCUACGUCGAAUACAGGAAAAUACAACCAGACCGCGUGUAAGAUAGACAAGGCGGACCCUCGCUCCAGGUAUCAUUACGUGAAAUAUGUGAAGAGACACGGACGGACUGUCAAGCUGUGGGAGUGUGGGAUAUGCAGCCGCGACUUCCAGCACCAGUACACGUUGAUGCGCCACUUGCCGACGCACACGGACGAGCGCAACUUCCACUGCGCCGCGUGCGGCAAGAGCUUCCGCCAGCUCUCCACGCUCAGCCAGCACCGCGCCAUCCACUCCGCCGACAGGCCGUACGCUUGCGAGGUGUGCAAUAAGACUUUCAACCGCGUGUCGACGUUGAUCUCCCAUCGCAAGACACAUUCCGACGAGAAGCCCUACAAGUGUCACAUCUGUCCCAAAGGAUUCCAUCAGAAAGGAAAUCUACGCAACCAUCUGUUCACGCAUACCAACGAGAGACCGUAUAGAUGCAAUAUUUGCUUCAAAGGAUUCAACCAGCAGUCGAACCUCGUGUGUCACAAGAAUAAGGCGCAUCCAGACGACACGAGCAGCGCCGCCAGCCCCGACGUGCGCCCGCAGAGACCCGCCGCCGACACGCAGCCUGACUCUACCAGACAAACGAACGAGCAUUGCGAAGUUACCUCAACUGUAGGUCCCUUUUUACCAGCAGUGGAAACUCCGUCUUCCACUUGGAACCCCAAAGAUAACUUCUGGUCGGUACCCAAGUAUUUCCCGGACCCGAUAGACGCGUGGUGCUACACCAACCCCAUGACUUGGAACGGAGGAGGCGUGAUUGUGGAUCAGAUCAAGACUUACCACAUGGGAGUUGCUUUGGCCACCAGACAGACACCCUUCGCACUCCUCAAACCUGAGAAAGGUGCUCCUGUUCUUGUUAAAGUCGUUGAUACAAAACUUCCUGGAGGGAAACAGAUGUUGGUGCCGGCGACCGCUGCAGACUUGAGAGACGGCGGCAAGAUUAUUGUGAAGAAUGAGGACAAUUGCAGUACUCAGGUGAAGUAUAAAAGUAUUAGUGGCGGUGCGGGCGCGGUGCAGAUCCGCGUGCCGGUGGUGGCGACGGUGGUGCCGCGGCUGCAGGCGGGCGGGCGGCUGCAGCUCUGCGUGGAGGAGCCGCACCACGCGUACCACACCGCGCUCUCCACACACGCUGGUGAAAUCAACGUGGGUCCCUGCGUCAGUCAUAGAACUGGACCCGAGAGUCCCAAAGUGCAGCGAACUGAUGACACUUCUGACAGAUUUGAUGAUCCCAUGAUACGAUCAGGCGGCUGCAGGUCGGUGUGCGCGCUGCCGCCGCCCGCGCCCUCGCCGCCGCUGGACCUCAUACCGAUGGACUUGUUUGAACCCAUCGAGUGUCUGCCCAUGGGGCCUCAGAUCACAGCCGUGGACAACGUGCACCAGCCGCCGGGUUCUGACGACUCUGACAUAUUCAUUGGUAGCUUUGAGGAAAGCAUUCCACUCUCUGAUUCCGAUUAAAGCAAACCAUACCAAGCUUUUUUUCAUUGAACGCAUGACCUUGAAGUAUUCAUUUUCUUACUUAGUAUUAAGUAAAACUUUGUUAUUUGAUAAUAUACAAGGAAUUUUA
This is a messenger RNA of Papilio polytes (common Mormon), 2105 nucleotides long. RefSeq lists its product as uncharacterized. The coding region runs from base 101 to 1996 and encodes 631 amino acids. Lineage: Eukaryota; Metazoa; Arthropoda; Insecta; Lepidoptera; Papilionidae. The record is from RefSeq and is a predicted model, not a curated record. The transcript has 16 exons. Gene Ontology annotation, cellular component: nucleus.